AUGAAGCUAUUCGUGUUUACUCUAGCAUGGGCUUUUGCUCUUCUAGCUUCAUCAUUGGCUUUUGCCGCUACAGUUGAACACACUUUCAAGGUUCAAAACAAGACUAUCAAACGCUUGUGCAAUGAGCGAGUGAUUGUAACAGUGAAUGGACAUUUCCCUGGACCACAGAUAAAUGUCCGCGAAGGUGACACUGUGAUUGUCCAUGUAUUCAAUGAGGCACCAUACAAUAUCACCAUUCAUUGGCAUGGAGUGUUUCAGCUCUUUAGUGGUUGGGCAGAUGGUCCUGAAUAUGUAACUCAAUGCACAAUUAGUCAAGGAAAUAAAUAUACUUAUAAAUUCAACGUGACAAAACAAGACGGAACAUUAUGGUGGCACGCUCAUGCAUCUGUUUUACGAUCCACAGUUCAUGGUGCUUUCAUCAUUCACCCUCGUUUUGGAGGAUUCCCGUUUCCUAAACCCUACAAGCAAGUUCCCAUUAUAUUAGGUGAUUGGUAUAAUGUUAAUGUUGUGGAUGAUGUAACCCAAGCACUCGCCACUGGAGGAGCUCCUGGGUUAUCUGAUGCUUUCACAAUCAACGGCUUCCCUGGCAAUCUCUUCAAUUGUUCUAGAAAUCAGACGUUCAAGAUGAAGGUGAAGCAAAGAAAGACCUACUUGCUACGAAUGGUCAACGCUGCACUCAAUAACGAUUUUUUCUUCAAGAUAGCAAAUCACAGUUUCACUGUUGUCGCUGUUGAUGCUGAAUACACCAACCACUUUGUCACCGACAUCAUUAUCAUCGCCCCUGGCCAAACCGCUGAUGUUCUAUUCACAGCAAAUCAAUCCACAGGUUCAUACUACAUGGCUGCAUCUCCUUAUAGUGAUGGUGGUCCUGCCCUCGGCAACAAGACAACUCGUGGGAUUGUCGUUUACGACGAUGCAUCAUCAUCAUCAUCACAACCCAUGAUGCCAUCUCUACCACCCGUAGACGACACACCAACAGCUUUCAAGUUCUACAGCAACUUAACAAGCUUGGUAGGGGCCCCACAUUGGGUUCCUGUCCCACUUGAGGUGGAUGAGAACAUGUUCAUCACCGUUGGAUUAAACCUACAAAGGUGUGAUCCUGUGAAUGCCACCAAUGCCACGUGUCAGGGUCCAUCCCAUCACAGAUAUUCUUCCAGCAUGAACAAUGAGUCCUUUGUGCUCCCUAGUGGGAGAGGGUUCUCUAUGUUGGAAGCGUUCUUUAAAAAUGUCAUUGGGGUUUACACUGCUGAUUUUCCUAACAACCCUCCAAUUUUGUUUGACUUCACAAAUCCGAACAUUAGUUCCAAUGAAAACCUUAUAUUUGCGCCAAAAUCAACCAAGGCUAAGAAACUCAAGUUCAAUUCAACUGUGGAGAUUGUGUUCCAAAAUACAGCAUUUAUUGGUGUGCAGAACCAUCCCAUGCACAUUCAUGGUUUUAGCUUCCAUGUUUUGGCUCUCGGGUUUGGGAAUUUCAAUUCCACUAGAGAUAAAGCCAAGUUUAAUUUGGUGAAUCCUCAAAUACGUAACACAAUUGGUGUGCCUGUAGGAGGAUGGGCUGUCAUCAGAUUCCAAGCAAACAAUCCAGGAGUAUGGCUUGUGCAUUGCCAUAUGGAAGAUCAUGUGCCAUGGGGACUAGACAUGGCUUUUGAGGUUGAGAAUGGACCAACUCCUUCAACAUCACUCCCUCCACCACCUUCUGAUCUACCUAAAUGUUAA
Molecule: messenger RNA, 1716 nt
Organism: Gastrolobium bilobum
Lineage: Eukaryota; Viridiplantae; Streptophyta; Magnoliopsida; Fabales; Fabaceae
Product: laccase-7-like
Exons: 6
Coding region: 1-1716 (571 amino acids)
Biological process (GO): lignin catabolic process
Cellular component (GO): apoplast
Molecular function (GO): hydroquinone:oxygen oxidoreductase activity; copper ion binding
Source: RefSeq, a predicted model, not a curated record